AUGGCGGCUCCACCCAUUUUCAGAUCUUCCUUCCUCUCCACCAAACCCCCUCCGCAGGCCAGUCCCAUCCCUCGCGCCGCCCCUCACGCCGCCUUCACCAUCCGCGCCACCGCCACCUCCUCCGACCAUCCUUCCCCCGCCGCAUCCGCCUCCGCCCCGCUCAAGCACCGCCGCCCCGCGGACGAGAACAUCCGCGACGAGGCCCGCCGCCGCGCCUCGUCCCACGGCUUCUCCGCCAAGUAUGUUCCCUUCAACGCCGACCCAUCCUCCACCGAGUCAUACUCCCUCGACGAGAUCGUCUACCGCAGCCGCUCAGGCGGCCUCCUCGACGUCCAGCACGACAUGGACGCGCUCCGCAAGUUCGACGGCGAGUACUGGCGCUCCCUCUUCGACUCGCGCGUGGGCAAGACCACCUGGCCGUACGGGUCGGGCGUCUGGUCCAAGAAGGAGUGGGUCCUGCCCGAGAUCGACGGCGACGACAUCGUGAGCGCCUUCGAGGGGAACUCCAACCUCUUCUGGGCCGAGCGUUUUGGCAAACAGUUCCUGGGUAUGAGCGAUUUGUGGGUCAAACACUGCGGGAUUAGCCACACGGGCAGCUUCAAGGACCUGGGCAUGACCGUCUUGGUCAGCCAGGUCAAUAGGCUCCGUAAAAUGAACCGACCAUUGGUGGGCGUUGGCUGUGCCUCCACGGGUGACACGUCUGCCGCCCUAUCCGCCUACUGUGCUUCCGCAGGAAUCCCAUCCAUCGUUUUCCUUCCGGCCAAUAGGAUCUCAAUUGCCCAGCUUGUUCAGCCAAUUGCAAACGGUGCGUUUGUUCUGAGUAUCGAUACUGAUUUCGAUGGCUGUAUGCAGUUGAUUCGUGAGGUCACGGCCGAGCUGCCUAUUUACCUGGCCAAUUCAUUGAACAGCUUGAGGCUCGAGGGCCAGAAAACUGCCGCAAUUGAAAUUCUGCAGCAGUUUGACUGGCAGGUGCCUGACUGGGUGAUUGUCCCUGGUGGAAACCUUGGAAAUAUAUAUGCCUUUUACAAAGGCUUCCGAAUGUGCAAAGAACUCGGGCUCGUGGAUAGGAUUCCGAGGCUCGUGUGCGCUCAGGCCGCGAAUGCUAAUCCUCUUUACUUGCAUUACAAAUCGGGUUGGAAGGAUUUUAAGGCUGUUAAGGCCGAAACAACAUUUGCCUCGGCCAUUCAGAUUGGGGACCCGGUUUCUAUUGAUAGGGCAGUUUUUGCCUUGAAAAAUUCAAAUGGGAUUGUUGAGGAGGCAACUGAGGAGGAAUUGAUGGAUGCCAUGGCACAGGCGGACUCGACUGGGAUGUUUAUCUGCCCCCAUACUGGUGUGGCUUUGACUGCACUGAUUAAGUUGAGGAAUAGUGGAAUUAUUGGGCCCACAGAUAGAACAGUCGUGGUGAGUACGGCUCACGGACUGAAGUUCACACAGUCCAAGAUCGAUUACCAUUCGGGGGAGAUUAAGGAUAUGACUUGCCGGUAUGCAAACCCGCCCGUGCAGGUGAAGGCAGAUUUUGGUUCGGUUAUGGAUGUGUUGAAGAAAUAUCUACUCAGCAAGGAUUCUUGA
Molecule: messenger RNA, 1569 nt
Organism: Striga hermonthica
Lineage: Eukaryota; Viridiplantae; Streptophyta; Magnoliopsida; Lamiales; Orobanchaceae
Source: the annotation of a GenBank genome assembly